Didymodactylos carnosus is the source of this 432-nucleotide messenger RNA. NCBI's taxonomy places the organism in Eukaryota, Metazoa, Rotifera, Eurotatoria, Philodinida, Philodinidae. The record is from the annotation of a GenBank genome assembly.
AUGAAUCAAGAUGUUUGUUUAAAAUUAGUGAUUUUGCCUGAUCAGUUUUCGAUCUGUCGACUCUCCACAACAGAUAUAGUACCAGAAUGGGCUUACACUGGUUCAUUUGUUUCAAUUACGCGAACUGCUGAUGAAUUAUCAAUUGUUACUAAACAAGAGAAUGUUCCAAAUGGUAUUCAACAAGAAUCUGGAUGGAAAUGUUUUAAAAUUCAAGGUCCACUAGCGUUCUCUAUGUCUGGUGUUCUUUCUUCUUUACUGGAACCGUUGGCUGUUGAAAAAGUAUCGAUCUUUGCGAUUUCAACAUACGACACUGAUUAUUUACUGGUUAAACAAACGAGUCUACAAUUAGCAGUCGAAAUUUUGAGGCGAAACGGGCACUCUAUUGAUGAGAUUCCAUCGCAAACAUCUUCCUCCAAUACUGUCACACAAUAA